CUCGCCGCAGUGGGAGGUGCCGCGCAUCCCGGAAGAGGUGAUCAGCCACUUCCGCCUGCCAGGACCGGAGCGCCGCUGCCACCAUGACUGCCACGCUGCGCCCGUACCUGAAUGCGGUGCGCGCCACGCUGCAGGCCGCGCUGUGCCUGGAGAACUUCUCCUCGCAGGUGGUGGAGCGGCACAACAAGCCCGAGGUGGAAGUCAGGAGCAGCAAAGAGCUGCUGUUGCAGCCAGUGAUCAUCAGCAGGAACGAGAAGGAGAAGGUUCUCAUCGAGGGCUCCAUUAACUCCGUGCGCGUCAGCAUCGCGGUGAAGCAGGCUGAUGAGAUCGAGAAGAUCUUGUGCCACAAAUUCAUGCGCUUUAUGAUGAUGAGGGCUGAGAACUUCUUUAUCCUGCGCAGGAAGCCUGUGGAGGGUUAUGACAUCAGCUUCUUGAUCACGAACUUCCACACGGAGCAGAUGUAUAAGCACAAGCUGGUGGACUUUGUCAUCCACUUCAUGGAGGAGAUCGAUAAGGAAAUCAGCGAGAUGAAACUCUCUGUCAAUGCAAGGGCCCGCAUCGUGGCAGAGGAGUUCCUUAAGAACGGUUUAGAGGCCAUGUCCUGCGCUCAACUCAACUUCAGUCCCCAGCAGGACAGGGGAAUAAGACAACCCACGUGGCACAGAGGAGGAAGAGCCACCCAGAGCUCCUUCCAUCCUCAGGCAACCAUGGGACAAUAUGACAUAGAGAGCAGCACUGCAGGAACACAGCUGCCUGGGCAGGGACACUUGAGCAGGGUACACUCCAGCUACCCCAUGGCCCAGCUGGCUUGGGACAAGGGCAUGGUGGGGCGUCCUGGGACUGUGCGGUGCAGCUGGGACACUGGCAUGAGGCUCAGCAGGCCAGAAACUGCCCUUCCAGGGGCUCGAAGCUUAGUUAGGCUGAGGCAGGCAGGGCGCUCGGCAGCCAUCACCGCCAGCCACCAGGUUGGCUUCCAGCGCUCGCUUAAGCUUGAGCAGCUCAGGAAGGCCAAGCUGCAUGUGGAGAGGGCCAUUAAGGAGAAGAAGAUCUUCACGGUACAGGGCCCCUACCCCAUCAUCCGCCGCCUGCUGCGAGCCCGGGGCUGGGUGGAGAGGAAGCUCCCUAGCACGGGCAGACAGCUGGAGCAGCAGCACGGUGACCAAAACAAGCAGCAGCUGGAGACAGGGCCAAGUAAUGGUGGUGGUGGGCAGGGGGAGGCAAUAUUGAACCCACGUGGUGGGGCACAGCCUUUUCUGGGGACCACAGACCCCCAGCACUACCCAUGGCAACCUGAUGAGGAGGAGGAGGAAGAGGAGGAAGAGCAGCAUGAUGAUGACCCCAAUGGCAUCCAUGACCUCAUGUCCUACCUGGUGCGGGAUCGGUUGCCAAACUUCAUCUGGACCAACUUCCUUGAAGCCACUGACCGCCAGCUGCUGCAGCAGGACAACGUGGUGAACCACUACUCCCGGGUGGAUGCGUUCACCACCAAGGAGGGGCUGUGCCUCAGCCUACAAAACCUGCCGUGGAUUGAGCAAGCUGACCCCAACACCUUCUUCCCCCGGUGCUACCGGCUGGGGAACAUGGAUGAGCGAGAAGCUUUCAUUGAUGAUUUCCGCCUGACAGCAGCACGCAGCCUGCUCAAACUGGCCCUGGAGGAGGCUGGGGACAUGCCAGUGAGGAUUGAGCAGGUCCCAAACUCUGCCAAGGGGGCAGCAUGGCAAGGCUGCCCCCUGUACCCUGAGCUGGUGGAGGAAGCCCUGGAGGUCUGUAAGCAGCACCUGAGUGUUCUGCAGCACCAGGACAUUGACAGGAACACCCCGUCCCCCUGCAGGACGUGCAUUGACUGGGACCACUUCCUGCAGGAAUACUACCGUGUGGCACAUGAGGGGGCAGAGCUGGUGCUGACCAGGCAGCAGCGGAAGCAGUGCCAGAACCUGCUGCAGCGCCUGGCAGAGCAGCUGCCCCAGCUUGACAUGGAGGGCAAGCUCAAUGUCUGGAUCCUCAAGCCUGGUUCUGAAUCCCAAGGCAGGGGCAUCGUAUGCACAACGCGGCUGGAGGAGGUGCUGCAGCUGGCAUGGACCUGCACAGCACCCUCGGUGCAGAUGGGCAGGUGGGUGGUGCAGAAAUACGUGGAGCGGCUGCUAACUAUUUUUGGCACCAAAUUCGACAUCCGGCAAUGGUUUGUUGUGACUGACUGGAAGCCACUGACUGUCUGGUUCUACCAAGACUGCUACCUGCGCUUCUGCUCCCGGCCCUUCUCCCUGUGUCACCUGGAGCGUGCCAGGCACCUCUGCAACGUCUCCGUCCAGAAGUGGUACCAGACGUCACCAGACCAGGACCCCCGUGUGCCCCCUGACAAGAUCUGGUCCAACAAGCAGUUCCAGGAAUACCUGGCACAGAUGGGGCAGGCGGAUGCUUGGCACCAGGUGCUGGUGCCUGGCAUGAAGGCAGCGGUCCUGAACGCUCUGCGCAGUGCCCGGGAUCGAGUGGGCUUCCGCAAGGGCAGCUUUGAGCUCUAUGGGGCUGACUUUCUUGUUGGGGAGGACCUCCAGCCCUGGCUGCUGGAGAUCAACUCCUGCCCCACCAUGAGUCCCUCCUCAGCAGUGACCCGCCGGCUCUGUGCCAACGUCCAGCGGGACACGCUGCGCCUCGUGCUCGACCGCAAGGAAAACCCCACCUGCUCCAUUGGAGCGUUUGAGCUCAUCUACAAGGAGGCACGUGUGCCCAAGCCUCUGUCAGAGCGUGUGAAGCUGAUGGUCAGAGGCUGUUCCCUGAAGAACCUCCAACCAGCAGAGCAGCAAGCCAAGGACGAGCCCCCCACCACAGUGGCCAAGGCCCUCCACCACCCUGUGUCCCCAGGGGCCAGAGCAACCCAUGCACCCAAGCAAGCAUGGCAUCAAUGCCUCACCACUGUGCCUUGUGGCCCCAAGCUCCCACAGGGAGCAGAACCAGGGGGCAAAACCACCCAGGUGCCCCAGAGGGCACGGCCUCAACCUCUCACCAUCACUGUGCCCAGUGCCUCCAAAUUGUCUGUGGCCCCAAGGGGCAAAACCACCCAGGUGCCCCAGAGAGCAUGGCCUCGACCUCUCACCAUCGCUGUGCCCAGAGCCUCCAAGUCGUCUGUGGCCCCAGGGGGCAAAAUCACCCAGGGGACUCAGAGAGCACGGCCUCAACCUCGCACCAUCACUGUGCCCAGUGCCUCCAAAUCAUCUGUGGCCCCAAGGGGCAAAACCACCCAGGUGCCCCAGAGAGCAUGGCCUCGACCUCUCACCAUCGCUGUGCCCAGAGCCUCCAAGUCGUCUGUGGCCCCAGGGGGCAAAAUCACCCAGGGGACCCAGAGAGCACAGCCUCAACCUCUCACCAUCACUGUGCCCAGAGCCUCCAAGUCGUCUGUGGCCCUACGGAGCAGAACCACACAGGUGAUCCAGCCCAGAGCACCAAAAGGGAAGUUGCCUCUUCUGGAGAAAGAGAGCAACUGUUCUUCUCCCAGCUCUGACCCCCUAGCACCACCACAGCCUUGGGCCUCCUCUGCUGGGAGCCAGGAGCUGCCAGGGCUCGGUCUCUCACGUGGGCAGCCCCGGAUUAAUGUCUAUCCCCUGGACUGGGUGCCUGUGCCACCACCCCGUGGAACUCCCAGCAACCCCUGGCUAUCCCAGGGUUAUGCACGCUCCUUCCCUCCUGCCAAGCCCCUGUGACAACCUCUGUCUGCAUAGAGUGCCAAGACCCUGUUCCUGGAGCAACAGCACAUGGCAGCUCUCAAUGGGAUGCAGAAGACUGAGAUGCUGAGAGUGUUCCAGGAGUGUACAGCACCCUGCCUGUCUUUGCUGGGCCAACAAUGCAGUACCAGGCUACCUCUCAUCCCAAAGAGCUCCCACUGCUGUAUUGUGGUACCCACCUCCUCUCUAACAAGCAUUUUUAAAUA
Molecule: messenger RNA, 3922 nt
Organism: Oenanthe melanoleuca
Lineage: Eukaryota; Metazoa; Chordata; Aves; Passeriformes; Muscicapidae
Product: protein monoglycylase TTLL8-like
Exons: 16
Coding region: 84-3695 (1203 amino acids)
Biological process (GO): cilium movement; protein polyglycylation; Arp2/3 complex-mediated actin nucleation
Cellular component (GO): Arp2/3 protein complex; cilium; actin cytoskeleton
Molecular function (GO): protein-glycine ligase activity, initiating
Source: RefSeq, a predicted model, not a curated record